GCUGCCCGUUAUAUGGAAAUGCACAUGCUGAGGAUGUAAUUUUCCCCGUUCUACGGAGUCUAUCCACCCCCGAUUUGGCCAUAUAUUUAUGUGGCAUUUAUCAGUGGCUGAUAGAAUUAUUCCUUCUUGAACUAAUUGAGAAUCGAAGAAUGCCUCUAUCUACGAUUAUCUGUGGUUUUCGACGGUGCAAAACCGAAUAACAGAACCCUCAACGCAUUCAAUCACACCAUUGCUUUGUUAUCUAACGGGCUAACGUGACAGGUCUCUGAGCAUAAUGCCGUUAUAUACGGGAGAGGUCUCUUGCAAAACUCGUGGCAAGAAGUACUCUUUUGCUAUAGAGAUAAUUCGAAUAAUGGGAUUAUUACCACAAUAAAUGUUCUGCAAUCAUCCUCUCGCUUGGAGCACGCCUCAGGGCAUUUUAAUCACCUCCUAGGGAACAAAUCUCACCACUCAUUCAUCAUCAAUCUUGAAGAGCCUGCUCGAGUAUAUAAAAGUAUUGAGAGUGUCAUUGUUUUGAAUCGAAACCAGCAUGUAGCCUGGGCCUGAUUCCCUUGUGUCACACCAUGAUGUUGCACAUAGUGGGAUUGUACGACAUUAAGACAAACCUCAAUCUCGAUUUUUAGUUCUCCCACUCUUAAUAUAUCUCAUCGACCACAAAUAUAUAUCAUUGCCAAAGAACAAACGCCUGCAACCAUGGCCCAGACAUCGCCAUUCGACACCCCCUUCGACGAGCUCCCAAACCCUCGCCAGGUAUGGGUAGGCACGCCGGGGAGCCCGGAGGAAGGGAUGGGAAAACUUUCCCUUUUGACUCCAGCAGUCGUCUCCGAAGCAGCAGCAGAAAUCAAAACAGGCAUGCGAGUGACCCUUGGUUGGGAGAUGACGAAGCUUGAACUAGCAAAUCUAAACCGACAACCGUGCCAGCAUCAUAUCAUCUCCCUUCUAAACGGUCUUGCCUUUGAUGAUGUUUACAUCAUGAACCCUCAACAAAGCAGCCAGUGGGACGGGCUACGUCAUUUUUCGCAAUCAGUGACUGCCACCGAUGGCAAGGCCGCGGAAAGAGUUUUCUAUGGAGGAACAACUGCCAGUGAAAUACUCAAUCGAUCAAACGAUCGCAUCGGGAUGCAAUACUGGGCUCGUCAAGGAAUUACAGGCCGUGGGGUUCUCAUUGAUUAUGCCUCCUACGCCUCAAAGAAAGGGAUUAAAUAUAGCACCUUUUCAACCCAUCAAAUCAGCCUAUCGGAUAUCUUAGAGAUCGCUGCUGACUGUAACCUGACAUUCAAACGUGGGGAUAUUCUAUUUAUUAGGAUCGGGGUGACCAAUGAGUGGGACAAUGUGAUGACCGAUGAUCAAAAACGGGCAUACUCGGUGAAUCCGAAGCCGGAACAUGCGGGCGUUGAAGCUACUACUGAAAUGCUCCGCUGGCUAUGGGACACUGGAUUCUCUGCCGUUGCAGGUGAUGCUAUCAGCUGGGAAGUCUAUCCUCCGCAGAACCCAGAUAUCUUCCUGCACGAGUAUCUGCUUGCAGGCUGGGGAGUUCCAAUCGGAGAGCUUUUCGACCUCGAAGCACUAUCACGCACCUGCCAUGAACUGGGCAGAUGGACCUUCUUCCUCUCGUCAGUGCCCCUUAAUAUGCCUGGUGGCGUUUCUUCGCCGCCAAACGCAAUUGCAAUUUUCUGAUCGGGGUUGUCUAAAUGAACAUCCUCGAUGGUGUGUUUCAUCGCUUUAAAUUGAAACGGGUCAUACAGAAACGGGAAGAGAAUGCAGAGUAAUUUGAUAAGCUUUCGGCUCCACGACCCCUUUUUUAUCGAAUUUCUAAUAUCCAAUUUUCAUGAGCUUUUCAGGAUCUCCAUUCUCCUUAUCUGCAUCUUCCGAAGAAUUAUUGGCUACUCACAAAUGAUUUGACUUACACUUUGAGUUUACUUUCGGAGAGGGAUAGUAAUCCUAACAAUUAUACGGCAGUUUCGGGAUAUUUUUUACCCUCACUAAGUUGACUUGAGUGUUGAUACCAUCCAUAUUAGUCCAUGUUCUCUCCGCGUCUCCCACCCUUCUUCACCUGAAAAGAUUAAAGCAAGAUUUCCAAUCUCCUCCCUACAAGCUUGAACGAGUAUACACAGUAUCAAACUACUGUUACUCUAAACCUUACGCAGCUGCACACUUCUCAAAUCGCCAACCUCCCCCUAUGACUCAGCCCUGCCCUACAUCAUCAGCUGCAAUCCAAUAUACCGAAGCCGCAAACAUGUAUAUUGUAAAUCUACUUAUCAGAAGGAAAUAGUAUGCGUAGCGUAUAGCCUUUAUAUCAUCCGGUCCCCACAGUACAUCUAUUGUGGCUAAGCCCACAGCAUUUAAUAAGACGCUCAAUAUGCAAUAGUUGCUCUUAAUUACAACAACUCUCUUAUCAUCAGAUAUACAUCUCCAGUACACCCGCGAAUUAAA
This is a messenger RNA of Blastomyces dermatitidis ER-3, 2433 nucleotides long. RefSeq lists its product as uncharacterized. Bases 694 to 1677 code for a protein of 327 amino acids. The transcript has 5 exons. NCBI's taxonomy places the organism in Eukaryota, Fungi, Ascomycota, Eurotiomycetes, Onygenales, Ajellomycetaceae. Gene Ontology annotation, molecular function: arylformamidase activity. The record is from RefSeq and is a predicted model, not a curated record.